Medicago truncatula (barrel medic) is the source of this 954-nucleotide messenger RNA. Its product is annotated as norbelladine synthase. The record is from RefSeq and is a predicted model, not a curated record. Gene Ontology annotation, biological process: defense response; abscisic acid-activated signaling pathway. The transcript has 2 exons. The coding region runs from base 167 to 652 and encodes 161 amino acids. NCBI's taxonomy places the organism in Eukaryota, Viridiplantae, Streptophyta, Magnoliopsida, Fabales, Fabaceae. Gene Ontology annotation, molecular function: signaling receptor activity; protein phosphatase inhibitor activity; abscisic acid binding. Gene Ontology annotation, cellular component: cytoplasm; nucleus.
UAUAAUAUAAUAACUAUAAACAUCUGGUGUUAUGUGUCAAGUUUAGGAUAGUUGCGUAUACUUCACAUCAAGAUUGUGGAAGAUUGCAUCAACAGUGGAAUUUCCCCGCACCAUAUACACCACAUCCCAAAUAGUUUAUGUAAAAGAGAUCAAGAAGAAUCAUAAGAUGUUUGGUCAACUUGAGCAUGAGUUAGAGCUGCACGUGCCAGCAAGUGAAGCAUGGGAUCUCUUUGGCACUCUUGCUAUUGGAAAGGUCGUUGAGGAAGAGAUGCCUGAAAGAUUUCAGAAGGUGGAGCUAAUUGAAGGAGAUGGAGGAGUUGGGACUAUUCUCAAACUCACAUUCACUCCAGGUUUACCUGGCCCAACUGGUUUAAAAGAAAAGUUCACCAAGAUUGAUAAUGAAAAGCACAUCAAAGAAGUAGAGGUAGUUGAAGGGGGAUGCUUAGAUCUUGGAUUCACACUAUUUAGAGUUCGUAUGGAAGUGAUAGAGAAAGGUAAAGAUUCAAGCAUAAUCAAAACUACAUUAGAGUAUGAAGUCAAGGAAGAGGAAGCAGCCAAUGUCGCACUUGCUUCCAUCCAACAAUUGGCAGAGAUUGUAGAAGUUGGCAAGAAUUACCUCAACAGAAACAAGGAUGCAAAAGAAGUAAAGUAGUAAUUUAUGUGCUUCAAAACUAAACUAGAGAAAACAAAAACUUAUGGCUUAGGUCAUGAAUAAAAUGAUGAAAGUUGCUUUGCUACCAAGAUUUUGUUUCAUUAAUUCACAUCAUCGUGUAUUUUUUUUUUCCUUUUGUGCCAAAGUAUCAAACCUAGGUCGCCAAGAUUAAAGAACAUAUUUUCAACCUAGUGAUUCUAGGAUAAAUCGACAUGUACUAUUUCUCAAAUGAUUUGAAGUAUACUCUCAAGGUUGUGUAAUAAUGUUAAUUAUAGUGGAAAAUCCUUCAAGAUGUUAAGAAA